This is a messenger RNA of Trichoderma citrinoviride, 492 nucleotides long. RefSeq lists its product as hypothetical. The coding region runs from base 1 to 492 and encodes 163 amino acids. The transcript has a single exon. The record is from RefSeq and is a predicted model, not a curated record. NCBI's taxonomy places the organism in Eukaryota, Fungi, Ascomycota, Sordariomycetes, Hypocreales, Hypocreaceae.
AUGCAGUUCUCUACUCUUCUCGUUGCUGCCGGCGCUGCCGUUGCCGCUGCUCAGAGCACCUCUACUCUGACGGCCACGACCACCAUGACCUACACCAUCACCCAGUGCCCCGAGACGGUCACCAACUGCCCGUACCGCACCCCGGCCGCCAGCUCCUCGACCUCCGCGCCCGUUGAGAUCACCACCUCUGCUGUCGAGACCUCCUCUGCUGCCCCUACCACCUACUCCCCCAUCUGGACCGUCUCCAACUCGACCUCUGCCACUGCUGUCGGCACCAACCCCAUUGGCACCGGCGUUCCCACCACCAUUGUCCAGAUUCCCUCUGGCACUGGUGCUCAGCCUACCGGCCCUGCUGGCAACGUCCCCUCCGGUCCCUCUGGCCCCUCUGGCACUGCUCCCCCUACCAUCCCCACCAGCGGUGCUGCCAAGCAGAUGGCUCAGUCUGGUGUCCUCGCCGUCGCCGUUGCCGCCGUCUUCGCCAUUGCUUUCUAA